UUCCGCCGUUCACUUGACCUCCAUGCGCACGUCUAUCCAGGCGUGGAAGGAAAAGUCAGCCAUUUUGAUGGGUGAAAUUUCGGUGGCAGUCGGGAUAUAAACAUGGAUAAUACACGUUAUACAAAGGGAUGAGAUGACAAUAAUGGUCACAGGCUCAAAAACUGAUUUACUGUGGACAUAUUAGUCCAUGUUUCGUUGGAUUUCUGUGUGGACUAGCACUGCUAAGUGUUAACGUUCUCGCUUCCUGCAGUGCGAUUUGCCUGGAGUUUCAGCCUUAGCGACUUGCUUUUCGGGCGAAGUCCGGCGGAGCUCGAGUCGCUAGUGCAUUUAUUCAGUGCGGAUGUGCUUGGACAUUGAUGUUGAAUUUGUCUGCAGCUUUGUGAUAAAGGAUAGUUCACAGUAAUCUUGAAAGGAACGCCUAUUUAAGCUUUAGUCCAUCAAUUAUAAAUUCAAAAUGUCGGCCGCAGCCAGAGUUCCUCUUCAGACGGUUCAUGAGUCUGUCACUGUUGAUCGACAUGGUGGUGACGAUGUCAACCCAAGCAUUCUGCACCCUUCUGUGCCAAGAAAUCGCUCAGAUGAACCGCACAUUGGCAAAUAUCGUCUUAUAAAGACCAUUGGGAAGGGAAAUUUUGCAAAAGUCAAAUUGGCCAAGCAUGUACCAACAGGGAAAGAGGUUGCAAUCAAGAUCAUUGACAAGACUCAGCUGAAUCCUUCAAGUCUUCAAAAGCUUUUUCGUGAAGUCAGAAUUAUGAAGUUGCUGGACCAUCCAAAUAUCGUGAAGAUCUUCGAGGUCAUAGAGACAGAGAAGACACUUUAUCUUGUCAUGGAGUAUGCCAGUGGAGGUGAGGUCUUUGACUACCUUGUAGCCCAUGGAAGGAUGAAGGAGAAGGAGGCCAGAGCUAAGUUCAGACAGAUUGUUUCUGCCGUUCAGUAUUGUCAUCAGAAGCACAUUGUACAUAGAGAUUUGAAGGCUGAAAAUGUGCUCCUUGAACGAGACAUGCAUAUCAAAAUUGCCGAUUACGGCUUUAGCAACGAGUUUGUGGCGGGACAGAAACUGGAUACUUUCUGUGGUAGUCCACCCUAUGCAGCACCUGAAUUGUUUAUGGGCAAGAAAUAUGAUGGGCCAGAAGUUGAUGUUUGGAGUCUGGGAGUUAUUCUAUACACACUUGUCAGUGGGUCACUUCCCUUUGAUGGUCAAAACCUCAAGGAACUACGGGAAAGGGUGCUGAGAGGGAAAUACAGGAUUCCUUUCUACAUGUCAACAGAUUGUGAAAAUCUUCUUAAAAAAUUCCUUGUUUUGAAUCCUCAGAAGAGGUUAAGUCUUGAGACUAUAAUGAAGGACAAGUGGAUGAAUAUAGGUUAUGAGGAUGAUGAACUAAAACCUUAUGUAGAGCCUCCUCCAGACAUAAAUGAUCCAGUAAGAAUAGACAUGAUGAUUAACAUGGGAUACAGUCGCAAGGAGAUAGAAGAGUCGCUGCGCUUGCAGAAAUAUGAUGACAUUCAUGCCACAUAUUUGUUGCUGGGUAGACGCACAUCAGAUGUGAGUCUUGAAGGCAGUGAUCGUUCUGGCAGCAACCUUUCGCUGCAGCAGAUCCGCAUGCCAUCGAAUAGGCCUCAUAGCGAUAAUAAUGCUCCUAGCCAGUCUCCGAACAAAGUAACUCGUUCACAGUCGGCUACAAGCAGUUCUGGCUCUCAGAAACAUCGGCGUUACAGCCAUGGCGGCGAAAACAAUGGAACAUCAAGCACUUCCAGUACGCCAGUGUCUGCACAAGGAUCUGCACGGCGCCAAAACACCAUUGACACAACAACUACGAAAGAGAGUGCCCUGACAGCACGCAUGUCAAAAACAUCAUCUGGAGGUUCAGAUACAGUGGAAUCACCUAAGAUACAGUCUGGGCGGACCGGCAUGAAUCAAUCUGCCUCCAGCAGUAAAGACAGUAUGUCCUCUUCUUCCACCACUCAACCCAAGAACCCCUCCAAGGGAUCCAUAGACUCACCAAAGAUGUCUGCCCGAAAGAACAUGAAUCAUUCUACUUCUUCAUCAUCUAAAGAGAACACUUCUUCCUCGGGGCGACCCAAGACAGCAUCUAAGAGUUCUGUUGAUUCACAAAAGAUCACACCUACAGGAACACGAGCCACUAUGCCUACACGCAAAAGUCCCCACACACCAGGUGCAGGAACACCAUCUGCUUCCAGUUCGGCUUCCUCUGCAUCAACAGGGGCAAAAAAUGCUGUGAUGACACACAGUCACAGCACGGGUAUUCCUCGACGUAGUACCUUUAGUCCUGGAGAUAACCGCUCUCAGCCUGUUGUUGACAAGACCAGGCCAACGAAUGGACAAGACAUUCGCAGUCAUUUACCCAAUGCCACAAGCGCCACAUCUGAUGCUGCUCCUGCCCCAGCUGUCCGACCAAAAGGACACGCAAAGUCUGCCAGCAUGUCACAGUCAGCUCGAGCUGCUGACUUACCACCUCUUGCAGGAGAUUCCACUGAGUACAGACCUACGACAGCUCCUAGCAAAUCGUUAGCAGUAUCACCAAGUGCAAAGGGCCCUAACUUGCAGCGUGGCACAGUAGCACGCAAUACAUUCCAUGGCAAGGAUGCACGAAGGCAGGUACAGAAUCCAUACAAUGGACCUAACACUGUUCCCUCACAAACAGUGGAUACUUCUUCUGUUGGAUCGGGGAAUACUAGGCCAUCUUUCUUUAACCGAAUCCAGCAAAAAUUUAGCCGGAGACUGACAGCUGUAUUUUAUACACAAAUAACUGACUCAGGAUUACAGUAUUCUCCCCAACUGCACGCCUCAGGGGCAGGGCGACCCAGGCAACUCCAAUCAAUGAAUGAGCGUGAUCCAGAUGGUAUAAAGCCACGUUCUUUGCGUUUCACAUGGAGCAUGAAGACAACAAGUUCGAUGGAUCCCAAUGAAAUGAUGAAGGAGAUCCGUAAAGUGUUGGACGCAAACAACUGUGACUACGAGCAGCGUGAACGGUUCCUUUUGCUUUGUGUGCAUGGCGACCCCAACACUGAUAGCUUGGUGCAAUGGGAGAUGGAGGUAUGCAAGCUGCCACGUCUUUCUCUCAAUGGUGUGCGGUUCAAGCGCAUCUCUGGCACUUCCAUAGGCUUCAAAAACAUUGCCUCUAAAAUUGCAAACGAACUGAAACUAUGAGAGUUGCUUGGAAGUAGCUGUUGCCUGGUGCGAGUGGUACUUCUGUUAGUCUUGAAAACCAAGCACUUUCCUUUCCCAUUUUUAAUGCAGGAGAAAUUAUAUGAAGCUGUGAGAAGAGAUAGCUUUGAAUUCUCCAUGCAUUAGGAUAGGUUCAUGAGAGACAAAGGUACUGUUGGUACAAGCAACUCGACUGGUGGUCUCAUAAAAGGUUUUCAUUUUUUGGCAUAUCUGUGUUGCAAAGCAUCAUGUCAUUGGAGUGACGUUCCUUUCACAAGCUAGAUUUCUCACCAAUAUCAUGAUAUACUGCCCCCAAGAGAUCGAAAAGACACAGGCGACAGGAACCAAGUUUGACCAAACAUGGAGCAGUCGUGGUCUAGAGUACUUGGGUCAUUCCAUGUAGUAACCAGGACCUCGUCUGUGUUGGUUUGUGCUUGCAGAUUUGAGGCCAUUUCCUGUUGCAAAGAGCUGAAAUGCUUUUAAUCUUCCAUAGUGUUGUGCCAGGUGGUGGUGUUAAAAAGACUUUAAAGCAGUAUGCAUGUUGAUACUCCUGUAAACAAACCUGGCUGCAAACUGUGGAAAAUUAAACCCUUGGAAAGCGAACUGUACAAAUGUUGUGUAUACAUGUUUUUCUUCCCUUUCCACUGUACAUGUAUUAACAGACUGAAAGGACAGUGCUGUGUAUAUAGUUGAAAUCUUUGUGCUCAUUCUAUAGUUCUCAUCGUGUGUGCAUGUGUGUAUACAUGUGGUGACUUUUUCUGCAUAGGAACAAAUGAUGAAUGUUAUUGAGGGAGGGGUGUAGACAGUUUUAUUGCAUUUGUGCACUUGUUUUGUGUAUAAGGUUUACGAGAUAAACAGAUGCACAUUUUGCAUUGGCUUCAUGAAACCAAUCAUUUGACUAUGCAGUUCAUUGGUUCUGUCAUCACCAGGGUGUCGAUUAGGUCUACAUGUAGGCCAGUUUUGUACGCGGGAGUUAUCAUCAACAGUUAAUUUGUUUCACAGCAUAUUUAUUAUGUACAUUCUGUCUUAGUGUGAUAUAUUUCCACGUUCCUCAUCCAGAUGAGCAAAGUUUUUAGAUGACUGAACAUGAAUAAAUGGUCUUAAAGUGUGA
Messenger RNA from Pomacea canaliculata, 4274 nucleotides. Its product is annotated as MAP/microtubule affinity-regulating kinase 3-like. NCBI's taxonomy places the organism in Eukaryota, Metazoa, Mollusca, Gastropoda, Architaenioglossa, Ampullariidae. The record is from RefSeq and is a predicted model, not a curated record. Gene Ontology annotation, biological process: protein phosphorylation; intracellular signal transduction; microtubule cytoskeleton organization. Gene Ontology annotation, cellular component: cytoplasm. The transcript has 22 exons. Gene Ontology annotation, molecular function: ATP binding; protein serine/threonine kinase activity; tau-protein kinase activity. Bases 455 to 3166 code for a protein of 903 amino acids.